This is a messenger RNA of Episyrphus balteatus (marmalade hoverfly), 6516 nucleotides long. RefSeq names its product optomotor-blind protein (gene bi). Gene Ontology annotation, cellular component: nucleus. Gene Ontology annotation, biological process: positive regulation of DNA-templated transcription; cell fate specification; regulation of transcription by RNA polymerase II. Bases 3904 to 6420 code for a protein of 838 amino acids. The record is from RefSeq and is a predicted model, not a curated record. Lineage: Eukaryota; Metazoa; Arthropoda; Insecta; Diptera; Syrphidae. Gene Ontology annotation, molecular function: RNA polymerase II cis-regulatory region sequence-specific DNA binding; DNA-binding transcription factor activity, RNA polymerase II-specific. The transcript is spliced from 7 exons.
UACUUACUUAGUCACCGAGUUUCAUUUGAUUCUCUAUCGGCAUCUACACCAUUAUUCCCCUUUUCCCUACACAAAGCACGCCAUCGACAAAAGAAUUUACAAACAAUUAAACACACAGAGCCAAAAGCAGAUAUAGAAAGAAAAAGAAGAAACAACAACAACAACAAAAAAAAAUAUUAAAAGAAAGUCCCAGUCCCAGUUCUUAGCUCCCAGCUAGCAGCACAGCAGCUUCAAAAAAGCUCAAAAUUCUUCCUCUCACACAUGUGUGAAGACAAUGAGGAGCAAAUAAUAAAAAAAAAAAGAUCCGAAAAAAAAAAACAGGAUGACCAACAAAAACAACCAAGAAGACGAACGGACACACAGAGAAGAAUAGGAAAAACAGAAACACAGCUCUGGCACAGCAUACAGCAACACCAUUUAUUUCACCCAACACCAUUCCGAAGGCACAACAAAGAAGCGAAGAAAAUAAAAAAGGAACGCCAGAUAUUUACUCAAGUGAUUGGCUGAGGGUUGCCAAUCGGUCGCUUCGCUAACCGUACCCGUGCACCGUAUACACAAAAACGAAGGAGUGGCUUAAAGUACACACAAUUCACACCACUUCAGACCAGUCAAUCGUCAUCCUCGUCGUCGUCGUCGUUUUCCUUUUCGUCAUCCUCAUCCUUCUUGAAGUUGUCGUUGUAGUCCUCUUCAUUGUCGGCCGUCGCCGUUCCUUUGCCGUCGUCGCCAUCGCCACCAUGCUCUUGGUGUCGCUGUCGUCGCCUGGUGUUGUUUAGAGAGACGACUUGGCUAGAUUUUCACUUGUCCUUUUGUCAAUGUGUGUAGUUUAGUACACCUUCUUGUUCGGUCUAGAAAGAGAGAUAUAUCUAAGGACUUAUGGACAGGACAGAGCACUGGCAUCUCGCCUUAGUUAACCAGAACCGGAGUCAGAUCCGGAGACACAGCCACUGUGCCACACAAAUGAAAAGGUCUUUCCACCCACCAAAAAUGACAAAAACUUUAUAUGACACCUCUGGUGUGUGUGAGCAGCAUCAGCAAACACACAUCUUCUUACAAAUUCUCACACGAUGACAGUUUGUGUUGUUGUUUGUUGAAUAGAGCGAUAGGGGAUUGAGGACUGCAGGAUACUGAUGGGAAUAUCUAUCUACCAGUUUACAGGGUAGCUGUAGGGAUUUUCCAAAAUUUCAAUGACCCCCUCCCUCUUCCGCCAUUACUUAUCUUUCCGAUUUCAUGUGCAAAAGAUGACACCGAUUAAGGGAGGAAUUUUUACACAAACAAAACGCUUGCCCAACACACACGUCGACGCCGUCGCUACUUUGACAGUUCCAUCUACCAUCUAUCUACCUUAACUCUACCUACCCAUCUGCUUUUGCUUUUUGUUGUUGCUUUCCCCCGAAAACACCAACACUGAACACCGAACACAGAACACUCAUUUCAACUCUGAAGAAUGGAUGAAUGAUAACAAAUUCUAUUACUCUACUACUACUACUACCAUAGUAAUCAAUGGGAAGAAUGAACUCGAAAUCGCAGUCGAAGUCGAAGUGUAUAAGUGCAUAAACUACUCUCGUCGACUGUGAGCUCUGAGCUGCGACUACGACUAUAUGAGGUUGAUGAUGGUGGUGGUGAACAGUUGGUGGUUUGAACGAAUUGGGGGUAGGGUAGUCGCUAAAAGAAUAUGGGGCGGAAUAGGCGCUAGUCAAACACCAGAUCAACACCGUAGGUGCGAUGGUAAACACGACACUUCCAAAAGUACACCAACGAGAGAGAAAAAAAAGAGCUCAAUUCACUGAAUACACAAAAGAGAUUGUAGUGUGUAUCUAUAUACCUACCUACUCACCAAAUUCAGGUGGUGGGUUGAAGCAGGGGUUGGUACUUGCUACCUGUACCUACUGUGAACUAUGAUAACCAAAAAAAAAAAGCAGAAAAAAAGUGAAUGGAGAGAUAAAUAAUUUAGGCGAGGAUGCUCAAAUGAAGAGGCUCUUGAUGAGUUUUAAUUUAAUUUUCUUCGAAUUCACCACGAUGUGAGGUGAAAUAGCAAGUUGAUUGGGAAUUGUGUGAUGACAUUUUAGCACAAACACGAAAGACAAAAAAAAAGAAUAUUAACUCAAAAUGCGACACAGCAUUAUCCCACCCCAUUACACGCGCCGGUGACAAAGUUCCAGCCCAGCACCUCUAUCUAGGGUCACACACACACAUCCAAAUACACACACUCAUAUACAACACACACAAAACACAAGCUGAGGAGCAAAACGUCAAAGUUAGCCAUAUUUGCGCCGUGCCAAAACGAUGACACCAACAACGGCAACGGCGACGGCACAAGAAUACGACGGCGACAACGACACAAUCUUCAUUGCGACUCUAUUGCCGUCUCGUACACUUCUUCUGGCAGCGAUUUCAUGUGACAUUCAUGGUGUACAUGUUUGCUUCUUUGGAGAGGGAGGGGUGUAAAACUAAACCCGGUUGGUCACCAUUUUUGUAUCUAUUCUUAGGAUUUCUCGUGUUGCUUCUCUUUUUUUCCCGUGUAUUCGAUCUCUGUCGACCGGUUGGUUGGGUUUUGCUUCUACAACUUGUAUGUGUGUGUAAAUCUGUGGUUAAACUUGUCGCCUCGCACACAUAGACACCCACCUACAUACAAACUGGUCAGAGACAGAAGUGGUUUUUCUGGUUUGUGUCAUUAUCUUACUCGGUCAUACCUUUGCCAAAGAGGAGGGCAGCUAGAGUAUUGCCAACAAACAAACGAUGCUUGACACCAUCAAGGUGAGAAUGUGUUAGUGAGGAUAAUCCGUGGCGGCUUGGUGUCAAGUCUUAUUAGAAUUCUCUUGAGUGGUUUCUUGUUCGAAUUCGUUGGAUUUUUGUUUUUUUUUUCCUGUUUGGUUCAUCGUUCAUGUGACAAUUGUGUGUCGCGCAAUAUUUUUCACCUCUCUCCAUCACAUGGCGCACAUGGCUGUGGAACAGAGAUGGCGUUAUGGGUUUUGUAGCUCCAUCUAUCGGAGUGUAAUUGCUUAAACUACUUUUUGUUUGCCUGUGCGCGCUGGGCGCUGCAAGUCCACGGUGUUAGUCUGUUAGUCUUCUUAUUGGGAAUAUUUUUCUGGUUUGGGUUUGGGUUAAUUUUUCUUGAGUGGUGGGUUAUGCGGCUGUGUGCGAACUGUCAUUGUGUGGGUGAAUUUUUUGGUGAAAACAGGGGGGUUGCAUUGUAUUGGAGAUUGUAUGUAUUAACCAGUUCGUAAGCGACCGGCGUUAAGUUCGUAUCGUGUGUGUUUACCUUUUUUUCUCUCUCAGCGACGGCGACGUUUGUUUUUUUUUUCCUUUCUUCACCCCUUAACCUCACCGUGUCACCAUACACCGCACCGUCUACAAAUGCUGUUAAUCCGCGAAAGGGGCUUUUUUGUGUGUACGCUGUUGUACGUUGUUUAUUGGGGGCAGGAAGAAAAGUUCGCAUAAUUGUUUUUUGAAAGCUUUUGACACCUUCGCUUGUUAAAUGUGUGGUGUUCUCGAUUCUCGUCGAGUUAAAAAGGUAAACGCUUUGUUGUGAGUAUUUUGUCGGUUUGGCUAGGUAAACACACCGAAAAAAAUCAAAGAGAAAAAAUCAUACCUUUACAAUUAUUUAUCGUUCACAGAAGAAAAGUGUGUUGAAUAAAAGAAAUAAUUGACAAACGUCAUUAAAAGUGCAAUCAAUUCUCUCCUAAAGUUGUCAUUGUGUGUUUUGUAAUACAAAAUACACCUUCCUACCUAAAAUUAAGUGUAUAACUUUUGUUAAACAAAACAAAUCGUUUUAGAAAAUUUAAUCAAACAAAAAGUGAAAAAAUAAAAACAAAAAAAAAGGAGAGAGGUGAAUUUUAAUAAAAAAAAAAAUAAUAAAUAAGAAAAUAUUGUGUUUCCGACUUUGGUGACUUAAAUUGUAAUGUAAUGAGAUACGACGUCCAAGAAUUCAUUCAGCAAUCUGAAGAUCAAAUCAGUAGGUUUGCAAAUGGGAUGGCAUAUCAUCCAUUCCUGCAGCUUUCCCGACCCACUGACUUCAGCGUGUCAUCGCUGUUGACGGCGGGUAAUCAACAGCAAUCAGCGACGGCCGCUGGGGCAACAAUCUCACCAACAUCGCCACUACUUCACCAGCAACAGCAGCAGCAUCAACAAACGUCUCUAACGCCUGCAAUAGCCGCCGCCCAGCAGCAAUUACAGUGCGGCGGACAGUCCUCACCUGUCGGCGGACAACAGCCCCAGCUGUCGCCCAACGUUGGCAGUGCCAACAACAACACAACUAGUAAUAAUAAUAACAACAACAACAGUAGUAAUAAUAGCUCUACCAAUAAUAGCAAUAGUAACAGUAAUAACAACAACAACAACUCCGCAACAACGCAUCAAGCGCUGGCCGCUGCUGCGGCUGCUUCAAGCCUAGGACACCACCCGCACCACUCGCAUCACUCAGCGGUACCAGGUCAUCCGGCGUUGGGGCAUUUGCCACAACAACCGUAUUUUCCCGCCGCUGCUCUUGCCGCACUUGCCGGCAGUCCGGCCGGUCCACAUCCUAGUCUUUACCCGGGCGGUUUGUUGCACAAAUUCCCCCCGCAUCACCCGCACGCGCAUCAUCCACUGGGGACACCGUAUACGACGGCGGAAGACGUUGUGUUGGCGUCAGUGGCAGCACAUCAAUUGCAUCCAGGCAUGAGGCCGUUACGAGCGUUACAACCGGAAGACGAUGGGGUCGUCGAUGAUCCAAAAGUGACGUUAGAGGGCAAGGAUUUGUGGGAGAAAUUCCAUAAGCUUGGAACGGAGAUGGUGAUAACAAAAAGUGGAAGACAAAUGUUUCCACAAAUGAAAUUUCGGGUUUCGGGACUGGAUGCAAAGGCGAAAUAUAUUCUACUGUUGGAUAUUGUGGCGGCUGAUGAUUAUCGAUAUAAGUUUCAUAAUAGUCGUUGGAUGGUAGCUGGUAAAGCUGAUCCAGAAAUGCCAAAACGAAUGUAUAUCCAUCCGGACUCGCCAACAACCGGUGAGCAAUGGAUGCAAAAAGUCGUCUCAUUUCAUAAGUUGAAACUAACAAAUAAUAUUAGUGAUAAACAUGGAUUUGUAAGUACUACUAUACUCAAUUCAAUGCAUAAAUAUCAGCCGAGGUUUCAUUUGGUUAGAGCCAAUGACAUCUUAAAGCUGCCAUAUUCAACAUUUCGGACGUAUGUGUUCAAGGAGACAGAGUUUAUUGCUGUAACUGCAUAUCAAAAUGAAAAGAUAACUCAAUUAAAGAUUGAUAACAAUCCGUUUGCGAAAGGUUUUCGAGAUACUGGUGCUGGAAAAAGAGAGAAAAAUUACAGGCAGGCGUUAAUGUCUAACCGCGGAUCCGAUUCAGAUAAACUGAAUCCAACACACGUGAGCAGUAGUAGAGCACCAUUACAUUUGGGCCAUACAGGUCGACCUCAUCCGCACGACAGUCAGGACGACGAUGAUAAGCUGCUUGAUGUGGUUGGACCGCCACAAAGUCCGUUGUUGCCUUUGAGCCAUUCGCUACAGCAGAUGCAUGCGCAUCAACACUCAGCCCUUGCAGCUUGGUUCAACCACUUAGCCGGUGCUGGCGACCAUUCAAAUGAAGAUGCAAUACGACGCCGCCUUCAAUCCGAAGACAUUGAACGCGAUGGCAGCGAUUCUAGCUGUUCGGAAAGUGUUGGUGGCAGCACUGGCGGAGCAUUUCGACCAACCUCAUCGGGUAGUCCCAAAGAAGCGCACGGUGCUGCCGGUGGCUCAUAUCCAGCACCGAAUAUAUCAGUGGGUCCACCUAUUCAUCCAUCGCCUCAUCUUUUGCCUUAUCUCUAUCCACACGGAUUGUAUCCACCACCUCCAUUAUCGUUGCUACACAAUCCAGCUGCAGCGGCCGCCAUGAAUCCGGGCCUUAAUCCAGGAUUGCUGUUCAAUGCACAGCUUGCAUUAGCCGCUCAACAUCCCGCCUUAUUUGGUCACUAUUCAGGACAUUCGCCAGUGUCACCAUUGCAGGGCCUUAAAGGUCAUCGUUUUACGCCGUAUAACCUGCCUGGCAGUUUGGGUUCGGCAUUUGAUGCUGUAACGCCUGGUUCGAAUAAUCAAAGAUGCAGUGGCACAGGUGUUGGUAGUUCAGGUGACAAUACCAAUAUCAGUGGUGACAAUGGUCCAAGAAGCCUUAGUUCAAGCCCAUCUAGACAUCAACGUGCCUCCUCGAAUUCUCCUCCCACGCGACCUAUUUCCAUGUCACCGACAACACCGCCAUCGCUAUUAAAACAACGCUCCAGUUCGCCAUCAGAAUUGAAAAAUAUCGAAAAAAUGGUCAAUGGUCUUGAAGUGCAGCACAAUGGCAGUAGUCUGAUUGCCAACAGUUCGAUGGAAGAUAGUCCACUGCAUCAUCACCAUCAGCAUCAUCAUCAGUUGCAUGGGAGAUCUGGGAAGCAAUCACCAUCAUCUGAUCAGUGACAUUUGUAUGCCGCGGAUGAUAAUGAUAAGUCAUCCAUUAUAGAUCUCGACGACGUGUGACACACCGAAUUGUAGGCUUAGAAGGGUGCCCUUUUA